This is a messenger RNA of Haemonchus placei, 1281 nucleotides long. NCBI's taxonomy places the organism in Eukaryota, Metazoa, Nematoda, Chromadorea, Rhabditida, Trichostrongylidae. The record is from the annotation of a GenBank genome assembly.
AUGUUAGAGGACGAAGAGACCGCGGAGUUGUUGAAAAAACUCUCGGUUCCAGGGCGAGAUCGGCCGCCCGGCUCUCGGUCAAUACUGUCCCAAGCUACAACUAAAGAGAAAAUACUAUGGUUCAUAAAGACACCAAUCAGGGCGAUUAUGUGCUUAUCGCUUGUGACAGUCUUCUUUUUAACCUAUUUCGGAUUCAUGAUCCCUGUAAUGUGGGCUCGAAAAAUUUGGCCACGUCUAUAUUGGUUUGUCGAAGGAAAGCUGUAUCGAUGGUUACAGGGCUUCAUCGGAACAUGGGGCUACACAGCUGGAUACGACGUUUUUGAGUAUGGUGACGAUGUGACGAAUUACUACCGUGAUGAGAGAGUCUUAUUGAUGUGUAAUCAUCAAAGCACUGCUGAUGUUCCUACAUUGAUGGCAUGCUUACAAAGCAAAGGUGUUGCGAGUAGAAAGACAUUAUGGUUGAUGGAUGUGAUGUUUCGGUGGAGCCCAUUCGGGAUUGUUGGUAACAAUCAUGGAGAUUACUUCAUAAUGCAAGGCAAAGCAACUCGAGAGAAAGAAAUNUUCCAGCAUCUUCAAGAUGUGUUUUGGGAUCGCGAUCGUCGUUGGGUGAUCGUUUUUCCAGAAGGAGGAUUUUAUUACAAACGUGUGGAAAGCAGUCAACGUUAUGGGAAGUUGAAUGGAUAUCCUCAUCUUAAGUUCACGACCUUGCCUAGGUUGGGCGCAGUGAAAGCUAUUUUGGAGGAGUUAGGCCCGCGUGGUGACGAAAACGAUGAGCCGAGGGAGCGUAGCUCCAGCAAGUUAAAGCUCAUCACAGAUACGGUUGGAGCGAUAAGGGAGAAGAAGUAUGUCAAAGAAACUCGUCCUCCUAUUCGGUAUGUAUUGGACGUAACGAUUGCUUAUCCGAAUGGCAUUCCGCUCAGCCUCGCCACGCUUGGAUUUGGCACUCGUGAAAAGUGCGACAUUGGUGUCAACUACAAGAUAUACAAUGCGGAUGAGGUGCCAUUUAAUGAUGAGGAGAAGCUUCGUGACUGGAUGUAUAGUGUGUACAAGGAAAAGGACGAUAUGCUCGCUCGAUACUAUGAGACCGGAGAAUUCCGUGCGGGUGAGCGUGGAAAACGUGUUAUCUUCUCAUGGGCAAAAAUCAUCGGUCAAUAUGUGUUCUGGUUCGGAUCAUUCUAUGCUCAAUAUCAGGUUGUUUCCUUUUCUGUAAGUGGUUUCUCGAACUCAUCUUAUGAUGUACUUUCCAGAUUUAUUCCUGGAUCAUCAAACAGAUAUUUUUGA